Effrenium voratum is the source of this 687-nucleotide messenger RNA. The record is from the annotation of a GenBank genome assembly. Lineage: Eukaryota; Dinophyceae; Suessiales; Symbiodiniaceae.
AUGGUAUUGAAAGAGCUGGUGGACCUCUUCGAAGGCCCGGCGUGCGGCUUCCGGGUGGGCCAGUUCCCGAGUAUCGACCAAGAUGAGCUGUUUCUGACAGUUGCCUUGGAUGAUGAAGAGGUGAUGGAAGCCAUCGGCCAGGAGGAGGAGUUCCCAGCCAUGCUGAGCGAGGAGGCUUACAGAGCUCACAUCUGCCCUACGGACGACUCCCGCGGUGGGGGCAUCUUCCGGGAGUCCAGAUACGGGGAGCACAUCGACGGCACCCCGCAUACGAAUCGCUACCCGGGAUACGUCCGCUUCCACCUGCGCUUCCGGGAGAUCUUGGCGCCCUGGAACGAGGCGGAGCGCAUCCGGCUGCUCCGCAGGCGCAUGCGGAAGUUUGUGAAGUUGCACCGCUUGGUCGAGGAGGGCAUUGCGAAGCAAGUCUUCUGCGCCCAUCACUGGCACGACCUCACGAAGUUCCGGCGCGAGAAGCGCUGGAAUGAUCCCUUCGCGUUGCUGCAGUGGCCGAGUGAAGAGAUUCCGGAUUGCAUUCAGCUUUACUUCGGGCCCGACGUGGCCUUCUUCUUCCACUGGUUCAACGCCUACACGCGUUGGCUCUUGUGCCCGGCCAUACUGUCCAUGCCCAUCUUCCUGCAGGAGCAGGUCGCUGCCAGGCCGAUGAGCUGGGGAGGCCUCACUCCCUGA